Messenger RNA from Lobosporangium transversale, 771 nucleotides. RefSeq names its product WLM domain-domain-containing protein. The record is from RefSeq and is a predicted model, not a curated record. Gene Ontology annotation, molecular function: proteasome binding. The transcript is spliced from 3 exons. Lineage: Eukaryota; Fungi; Mortierellomycota; Mortierellomycetes; Mortierellales; Mortierellaceae. Bases 1 to 771 code for a protein of 256 amino acids.
AUGGCCGAUUCCGGGUCUAAACUCUUUGUACUCGGCUCUACAGAACAGGAUAUCGCCAAGGUUCAAUCAAUGGACAAACACAUCAACGAACGAAAACUUUUUCGUCCAUCCCCUUCAGCGAAGCGAUCGCAGCCGGUGCGGAGCCUAGAUGAUGACAAAUGCACGUUUGGGGCUAUAGAAGUGCUUCCACAGUUCACUCAACAGGGCCGAGCUAGAGCGUUGCUAGAACGGCUUAAACAGGAUAAAGGAAUUGUUGGGAUCAUGAAAUUGCACAAAUGGAGGGUUGGAUCUCUUAUCGAGCUAUCGCCCGCAGAUAAGACUCUCCUUGGGUAUAAUAGAAACAAGGGCGAACUGAUUGCAUUGAGGUUAAGGACGGAUGAUCUAGAAGGUUUCCGACAUUAUGAUGCAAUACGCAAAGUGCUUUUGCACGAGCUAGCUCACAAUGUUUGGACCGAGCAUGACGAUAACUUUCACGCUCUCAAUCGACAGUUGAACAAAGAGGUACAGCAGCUAGACUGGACAGCAAAUGGAGGGAAUAGUAUAUCAAAGGAUGUCUUUUUUGAUCCUGCUCAUGGUCUUACUGGAUAUCGCGACGAUCUUGAGGAGCAUGGGGCAGAUUUGCCAUCAUGGCAAGGGGGAUCAUAUGUCCUAGGGAGUGGUCAUUCUAGUGCCAAUUCAUCCUUAACUACGCAAGAGCUAGCAGCCAGAGCUGCGCAGUUAAGGCAGAUUGCUUCCGAAAGAGAUGAAGAUGAAAUGUGUGGGUCUAAGUAA